AUGAAGUAGUUAGAUGGGAAUGGCAGCCAUUCAAUAAUAAUAUUAUUCAUAAUGGGUCAGCUCUAAGAAUAGAAGCUUCCAAAGUUCUUAAAUACUAGAAUUCUAACCAGAGCUAUUAACUUGACUUAAAGUUAUGGAAACCCUUUCCAUUUAAUACGAAUAUUGGAUGGAAUUGGCACAAAUCUUGGAACAUCCCCGAACUAGAGUGUUAAUUAAAAGUAAUAUCACCACACUAUCACUUCUAGAUCGAUAAUGAUUUGGAUCAUCAUUGGCAAAUAUCUAUAUUGUCAAAACAUAAUUAUGAGAAAAUGGAAAUGGAGAGCAUAGGAUGCAAAGGCUGUUCUGAAGGUGUCUUCAGGAAUGGCAUCUCAAUAAUAAGAUAAUUAAAGUUCAAUACAACUUCAUACAAGAAUGAAUAUUCAAAAGUUCCAAAUAGUGGUGGUGGUUAGUUAAAUCAAUAGCGGCCAGUAAUCCGUUAUCGAUGCUAAAUGCUCCCCUUAUAUAUUUGUCGAUUCUCGGAAGCAUGCCAGACAACAGGCCCUCAAUAAUAAUAUUCAACUUAUUAUUGACCCAUUUUUACCAGAGAAUUUGGAGAAAUAAUUUGUAAAGAAGGAAAGAAAAAAUUAACCUAAAUGUUUAUUAAAAGUUGAUAAUACAAUCCAAGGGUUAAUUAAUUACUUCACAGCUCAGAACAUCAGACAUAAAAUCAAACACCCUUUAUUUCUAGCUCUUAAAUUCGAAAAAUGUGUCAAAUUGUACUUGAAGAAAGACCUUUUUGUAAAAAAUUCAAAGGAUGCCAUUUUAAGAGUGUAGAGCAUUCUGAUGCAAUCAAGUUAGGAGAGAAGGGAUUCCAAUAAAGAAAUGGCCUUACUCUUUUAAGUUGAUUAAACUAACGAAUAGGAAUUUAAGAAGGUUUAUGAAAUAUCUCAAAUUUUUGAAAAUGAUAUAUUUAUGCUCUUCUUGAAAGAGGAUUAGAUUCCUGAGGGUUAUAUUCCCAUUGAAGAUAUUUCAAGAAUAAAUGUAUCCUAAUUUAAUAAAUUAAAAAAGCUUAAUCAAUUAUUAAUCUAAAAAUUAAGAGGAAUAAUUGAUAGUUAAAUAAACUAAAUUGCUGGAAUAGAAUAAUGA
This is a messenger RNA of Paramecium tetraurelia, 1125 nucleotides long. RefSeq lists its product as uncharacterized. Lineage: Eukaryota; Ciliophora; Oligohymenophorea; Peniculida; Parameciidae. The record is from RefSeq and is a predicted model, not a curated record. The transcript is spliced from 5 exons.